UCUCUCUCUCUGUAAAAACUCCAAUGGCGUUGUGGGCACCAGCACAGAACCUCUCUGUAGUCUUCUCAGCCAAUGGGUCUGAAGCAAGAAUGAAAGCAAUGUGGAGAAGAAGAGACUCAGUGGUGGUCAGAACGGCGUCGUCUGAGGUGUCGAGCAGUGGAGGCGGAGAAAUGGCGGCGUACGAGGAGGGGCAUCUGGAGCGACCCAAUUGGGCAGGAGAAACCCCUUUGUCUCGGCUUGUUGGAGCUAUCAUUUCCUUCAAACCUCUCUAUUCUGUUCUCAAGCUCGGUGCCAGACAAGUUCUUAUCAGUACAGCUGAGAAAACAAAUAUACCAUGGCGAGAAAUGACGAACGAGAUUCUGGAGUCAGAUGUUUACAAGGAGAUGGAAAGCAUCGAGAACCCUUCGGUCGUAUACCCAGAUUAUUAUUUGAAUCCCUUCCAUGCAUAUGAUGAGGGCAACCUUUCAUGGCUGGCUGCAGCAGAAGCAGAAGCUGCAACUAUGUCAAUGGUGAGGCGAGCGACCCCUGAUGCCUCUUCAUUAGAAGAAGCAAAUAAAAUAGUACGUGGGAAUUGGCUUCAAGCGAUUGAACGGCAUCAUCUACAGUAUUCAGGAAAUUCCAUGAUCAGAGACAUUCUAGAUGUUGGAUGCUCCGUAGGUGUCAGCACCAGAUUUCUUGCUGACAAAUUUCCUUCAGCUAAAGUCACUGGCCUGGAUUUGUCACCCUACUUUCUUGCUGUAGCUCAAUUUAAGGAAAAGGAAAGAGCUUCAAGAAAGAACCCGAUCAACUGGGUACAUGCAAAUGGGGAAGAUUCAGGCUUGCCUUCUAAAUCAUUUGACAUUGUCUCAAUGGCUUAUGUGCUCCAUGAAUGUCCGGCACGAGCCAUUGUUGGCUUGGUGAGGGAAGCCUUCCGGCUGCUUCGGCCUGGAGGCACGAUUGCUUUGACAGAUAAUUCACCGAAGUCAAAGGUCCUUCAGGAAUUGUCUCCAGUUCUGUUUACGUUAAUGAAGAGCACGGAGCCAUUUCUAGAUGAAUACUACCUCACUGAUCUGGAAGGAAGAAUGCGAGAGGCUGGGUUUGUGAAUGUGACAACAGUUUUGACAGACAAGAGACACAGGACGGUGACUGGAACAGUACCUCUAUUUCAUCUCUGCAGUCCAUUGUCGGUCAUGGACACAGAAGAGAAGAUAUCGAACGAUCAGGAAGGCGUUGAUGACAGCGAAGAGACUGACGCAGUAGAGCUCAUCCUCUUUCAAGUCUCUGAAUGCUAUGUUUAUUUGAUACCCCCAAGGAAAAGUGCAGCUUCCUACAGGGCUGAUGAAUGGAAUGUCAACAAAUGGGCCUGGGAGGGGACACUGAAAGUUGUUAGCAAGGGAGAAGAAUGCAUUAUCAAACUUGAAGAUAAGAAAACAGGUGAAUUAUAUGCUCGGGCAUUUUUGAGAAAUGGAGAACCACAUCCUGUGGAGCCUGUAAUUGAUAGCAGCAGAUACUUUGUUCUUCGUAUAGAAGAGAACAUUGGUGGUCGUCUUCGACAUGCUUUCAUUGGCCUUGGGUUUAGAGAAAGGCCGGAAGCUUAUGACUUCCAGGCAGCCCUGCAUGACCAUAUGAAAUAUCUGAACAAAAAGAAAACAGCUGAAGAGAUGGAACAGCAUUACCAGAAAGCUUCAUCUGUGGAUUACAGUUUAAAAGAUGGGGAGACUCUAGUUCUACAAAUAAAGAAUAAAAGUGGGCAUGGGGUGAAGUCCAAGUUUUUUGAGCAGCAGAGUAUGAACAAUCUCUCACUGGAAGAAAAGACCAACCAAAAAGAGCCAAUUUGUAUCAAACCCCCGCCACCUCCACCAGGACCACUUUCACCUGCUGGUAAGGGCCCAAAUUCCCCAUCAAACUGGGUACCAAAUUUCAACCUGGAGGGAACUUCCAAAGAUGAGGCCCAAGACUCCAUAAGAGAAUCAAAAGAACCACCUUCUCUUGAAAAGCAAAGCCCCCAAGAUACACCAGAUGAUGACUUCGGGGAUUUUCAAACAGCAGGAUAGUUUGAUUUUGUUUAUGUAUACACUCAAAUGCCUGAAUUUUUUUAGUUUCUGUUUUUCUAAAUGGUUUGAUGUAUGUGGUGGUGGUUGCAGUUGUAUCAGUAUCCCCAAUGAAAAUUUCCCUUUUUCUGCUACA
Molecule: messenger RNA, 2166 nt
Organism: Vitis riparia (riverbank grape)
Lineage: Eukaryota; Viridiplantae; Streptophyta; Magnoliopsida; Vitales; Vitaceae
Exons: 16
Coding region: 24-2033 (669 amino acids)
Biological process (GO): endocytosis
Cellular component (GO): clathrin vesicle coat; membrane
Molecular function (GO): S-adenosylmethionine-dependent methyltransferase activity
Source: RefSeq, a predicted model, not a curated record